This is a messenger RNA of Thermochaetoides thermophila DSM 1495, 843 nucleotides long. RefSeq lists its product as uncharacterized. Lineage: Eukaryota; Fungi; Ascomycota; Sordariomycetes; Sordariales; Chaetomiaceae. Bases 1 to 843 code for a protein of 280 amino acids. The transcript is spliced from 3 exons. The record is from RefSeq and is a predicted model, not a curated record.
AUGAACACCGAGUUAGCAGUUACCCAACACGAACCUGAACCUGAGUGCCGCCUCUCAAGCUCCGAGACCGCCACUAUCUUGGCAUGGCGUUCGGGCUCGGAACCUGGAGAACCCCUCCCCGACCAAUGCUUCUUGCGCUGGCAGUCUGUGGGCUUCAAGGACGUCAAGCUCAAGCUCCUGAGAACGCCAAAUACGCCGCCGUUCACCUUUACGACUGAAAGAGCAUCCUGGAUCGUUCAGCCAGCGGUCAAUCUGGCGAUGGACAUUCUAGCGUGUCCACGCGGCCGGAAGGUUCUAACCAUGAUGGUCCAGGAGCUUCCGGAGGAGAUCAAGGAUCCCGUCGUCUACCAGAUUGGACCCAAGGCCAUCGUCCAGCAGUUCCUGCUACGGCUUAGGGAGAACUUUGCCAAGGCUAUUGAGACCGCCCUUUUUGCCUGGGACCAAGCUGGAGCCCAAUCUGAAAAUGGGGGCGCUACGCCGCUCGGCGUUCACGACGUUCGCAGGGUGAUCUUUUUUAUCGGGGUGAGCCUCGCCACUCAGCUUGUGGACACCCUCCUAGGAUUGCUAGCUGGGAAGUACGGUACCGAAAAGAGCUGCCUGCCUAAUUGGCAGGGGAUCUUUCAGGACCGUCUCUACGGCGGCAGGCUUCGGCGCCUUUUUAACCCUAUUCACUCGCGCAGGGCUCAACAGCCUGGGUUUCUGUGCAUUGAAACCCAGGACAAGCGCGAAGCAAUCAGGCCAGAUGUUAUUGAUCACUUCGUGAUGAGGGAAUGGUACCUCAAGAAGAUCGUUUACUUCGAUCCCUGGGUUCUCGAUCUCGAGUUUUGGCUUUUGUGUAUUUAG